AUGUCCCAACACUUGAAGCAGACGUUCUUGGAUCGCGAGGCACAGGUCAGUCUUUCUGCGUGCACACCUUUUAACUUUUUCUCGCUGCCACUCAUCACUGACGCCACACACGCCUUGCCGAUGCUUUCCCCUCGGACCUCCCAAACCACCUCACCACCAUGUCAAAAUCCUCCUACAGAACUCGCCCGCUUUCGUCACCUUCGUCACAGCGGGCUACCCAUCCAUCUCGCAAACGGUGCCGAUCAUGCUCGCGCUCGAAGCGGGAGGAGCGGACGUGAUCGAACUCGGCGUCCCCUUCACCGAUCCUUUGGCAGAUGGCAAGGCGAUUCAGAUGGCCAACAAUGCGAGAUCAGAUGUAGCUCGUUCGAUCGAGGGACAGUGAAACUGAUUGAUUCGAUUCGUGCUCUUCUGGCUAACAGCGAGCGAUCGAGCAAGGCGUCGAUUUCAAAAUGUGCCUUUCGUUCGUCGAGCAGGCGCGUCAACAGGGGCUCAAGGCGCCUGUCAUCCUCAUGGGUGAGUGGUGCACAAAUCAGACACCGGUCACACGUUGGGCUCUCCAUGUUCGGGUAUGCGGACAUUCCGCUGACCCCCCCCCCCCCCCCCCUCUUCCCUACUCGAAUCUCCUUUCCUUGACCUUCCUUCCACCUUCCGAUCCUCUGUCACCCAUCUCCCCCACCUCGACAGGCUACUACAACCCCCUCCUGGCUCACAGCGAACAACGAGCGGUCCAAGACGCCAAGGCCGCCGGUGCGAACGGCUUCAUCAUCGUCGACCUUCCCCCCGAAGAGGCCGUCGGCUUCCGUCAGCAGUGUGCUCAGGAAGGGUCCGUAUCCGAUCACGUGCUCUUGUCUGACCUUUGACCCUUUUUCGAUCGGGCUGAUCAAGUUAUUCGGUGUGAUUGCGAAAACACAGGUUGUCGUACGUGCCGCUGAUUGCACCUUCGACGAGCGAUGCAAGGAUCAAGUUCCUGGCUUCCAUCGCCGACAGCUUCAUCUACGUGAGUAGAGAGGCGUGGAUCACUCACCUUCUUGAGAGCGCCACUGACGCGUUCAGCACCACCUACAGGUCGUUUCCAAGAUGGGCACGACCGGAGCCAGCUCGACCGUCUCGACCUCGCUAUCGUCCUUCCUCGAACGCAUCCGUUCUUUGCUCCCUUCCAAAAUCCCCCUUGCCGUCGGUUUCGGUGUCUCGACCCAGGCCCACUUCCAAGAGGUUGGCCGCGACGCCGAAGGUGUCGUCAUCGGUUCCCAACUCGUCGAAGUCAUCGACAAGGGUCAAAAGACCUCGGACGAACAAGCGCUCAAGGACGUCGCCGCUUACUGCGCCGAGGUCUCGGGUAACCGCGUGCGUUCCAAGGCUUUGGCCGAAUUCAUCGCCAAAGUCGACGCGAACGAAGUCAUCUCCGAACACAAAUCGACGGCCGCUCGGUUCGGCGCGUUCGGAGGGGCGUACGUCCCCGAAGCGUUGUACGGUUGCUUGGAACAGCUUUCGAAUACCUACGACGAGGCGAGGAAGGACCCUGCGUUCUGGAAGGAGUGGGAGGGCGAGUUCGGUUACAUGAAUCGACCGAGUCAGUUGUACGAAGCCAAGAGGUUGACCGAGCUUGCUGGGGGCGCGAAGAUCUGGUUCAAGAGGGAGGAUUUGAACCACACCGGAUCUCAUAAGGUGGGUUUGUAACGAUGUCCUACAUCGACUUUCGGACCUUUUGGACUGAUGUUGAGGCUUUCAUUGCCAACCUACAGAUCAACAACGCGAUCGGACAAGUCUUGCUCGCGCGACGACUCGGCAAGAAUCGCAUCAUCGCCGAGACGGGUGCGGGUCAACACGGCGUCGCAACGGCGACCGUCUGCGCCAAGUUCGGCCUCGAGUGCAUCGUCUACAUGGGCGAGGAGGACGUGCGUCGUCAGGCGUUGAACGUGUUCCGCAUGCGCAUGCUCGGUGCCAAGGUCGUUGCCGUCGCUUCGGGGAGUCGAACGCUCAAGGAUGCCAUCAACGAGGCGAUGCGUGAUUGGGUUACCAACCUCUCGUCGUCGCACUACAUCAUCGGUUCGGCGAUCGGUCCCCAUCCCUUCCCCACGAUCGUGCGCGACUUCCAAUCCGUCAUCGGUAGUGAGAUCAAGUCCCAACUUGCUGGUCUGACGGGCAAGCUCCCCGAUGCCGUCGUCGCUUGCGUCGGAGGUGGCUCCAACGCGAUCGGUACUUUCCACCCGUUCAUCAACGACAAGUCCGUCCGCCUGAUCGGUGUCGAAGCCGCCGGAGAAGGCAUCGACACCGCUUUCCACUCCGCGACUCUCUCAAAGGGAACCCACGGGGUCUUACACGGUGUACGCACCUACAUCCUCCAAUCGAAGCAAGGCCAAAUCAUCAGUACCCACUCCAUCUCCGCCGGUCUGGACUACCCCGGAGUCGGUCCCGAGCACAGUUGGUUGAAGGACUCGGGUCGAGCCGAGUACGUUUCCGCGACGGACGAACAAGCCCUUCGAGGAUUCCGCAUGUGCGCCCAGAAAGAAGGCAUCAUCCCCGCUCUCGAAACGGCGCAUGCGGUGUGGGCCACGGUGGAGGAAGCGAAGAAGAUGCCCAAGGAGGCGAACAUCGUCAUGUGUUUGAGUGGGAGGGGCGAUAAGGACGUUCAGGAGAUUUCGGAGAUCUUGCCGGGGAAAUGGGCGGACAAGUUGGAUUGGCAUGUCGAUGGACAGGCGAAUCAGGUCGUUGGGUAG
Molecule: messenger RNA, 2717 nt
Organism: Microbotryum saponariae
Lineage: Eukaryota; Fungi; Basidiomycota; Microbotryomycetes; Microbotryales; Microbotryaceae
Source: the annotation of a GenBank genome assembly